ACUGAAUUAUCGUCAUUAAUUCACGAAUAAAUGUAUAGCUCAAUCAUUUUCCAGUGUAGCAAAUGGAAUUCUACAAAUCAGUAUCUAUUACUAAAUUUCAUAAUAUAUGAUGACUAAUAACUGUGAAAAAAUUAUUGCUAAAACAGGAUGGGGACUUUGUCAUUGUUUUAUUGUUGGAUUAUGUGGCAUGUGUGCGUUUGCAGAAGCUUGUGUUCUUCCCAUUAUUCUAGUUAUAGUUCCAUUUAUGGCAUGUGAUUUAAGUCUAAAUACAAGUCAAGUGACUGCUGUGUAUGCUACCUUAACUUUAGGUAUGGCCAUAGGAGCAUUUGCAUUCGGAACAAUAAUCGAUGCAAGUGGACGUAAAGAUUGUAUUCCUGUUACUAUGUUGGCUGUGUUUUGCGCUACUAUCACUUUAUCCUUUGCGCAAACAAUGUUGCUAAUAUAUCUUUCUAUAUUUAUACUUGGAGUGGGAUUAGCUGGUAAUAACGUGGUUUUAAGAGUAUAUCUAAUCGAAAUUUUGCCCAUAAAACGAAGAGGCUUUUGUUUAGUCAUUUUGGAUUUAUUAGGAAUCAUUGGUUACAUAUCUGCCUUAGGUUUGUCAUGGUUACUGAUGCCUUCAAUCAUACAAUUCCAAAAUAAAAAAUUUCGACCGAAUUCUUGGCGAGUCCUUACAGGGUUAGGAGGUAUACCAAAUUUGAUCAUGGCGUGUGCGACUAGUUUGUUACCAACAAGCCCAAGGUAUUUACUUUAUCGCCGUCGGUACGAAGAAGCACUGGCAGUAUUGCGGCAAAUUUAUGCAAUUAAUAAUUCGAAGCAUGCCGCUACUUACUCAUUACAUAGUCUGAACAAUUGUGUUCGACCAAAUGAAGAAGACGAAGAAAUUACAAGAAAUGUGAUUACUAUAAUGCGCAGAUUCUGUAUAAAAACAUGUAAACGCAUCCGUGAGAUAUGCAGCACACCAUUGAAAUGUACAACGCUACUAGGAAUUUGUAUGAACCUUUUACAAUUUCCCGGAAUUAUUUGGAUUGCGCUCUGGAAUACCCAAUUACUUCAAGAAACCGAAGAUUUUAACAAAUCGUCAAAGAAGAAUGCUACAUGCAUUAUUAGUGUAGAGAACUUGGCAUUAGGAUUUUUGCAGAAUUGUCAAGAAGUAGAUACAGAUCGUUUUAGUGGUUUUUUCUAUUUGUCUUUGAGCUAUAUAUUAGGAGAAAUUUUGUUGCUAAUCGGCAUCGAUGUUAUUAGUCGAAAAAUAUUUCUAAUGCUUUCAGGAUUAAUGGGAACAGCAGCGUGCCUUGGUUUAUUAUUUACAGCCCAUAACAUAGUACGAGUCAUUCUUUCAUUAAUUAUACUAGCAGCUUACACAAUUGGUUGUACAACAAUCCCGAUAAUUAUAAUGGAAAAUUAUUUUACCGGCAGGCACGAUUAUCGGUAUAUCUAGAAUAUUUCCAUACUUUAUUGGUAGCUUUACUAAACUCUUUCUGAAUAUACAAUGCGUUACUAGUAUCUACAUUAUGUCAGGAAUUUUAAUGAGUGCUGUCGUUGCAGGAUCACAAAUGCCUGACCUAACCAGAUUACCGAUGCAUGAAUAAUUUUUCUAUGCUCUUAUGUUUUUAUAAUCAAAAGAUAACAAUUUAAAUGGAACAUUGAUCCUAUAACAAAAUAAUAAAUAGAGCAUCUUAUAAAUCCAAUGUAAAAAGCAAUUACAUAUAAUAAU
Molecule: messenger RNA, 1714 nt
Organism: Frieseomelitta varia
Lineage: Eukaryota; Metazoa; Arthropoda; Insecta; Hymenoptera; Apidae
Product: synaptic vesicle glycoprotein 2C-like
Exons: 11
Coding region: 107-1438 (443 amino acids)
Biological process (GO): transmembrane transport
Cellular component (GO): membrane
Molecular function (GO): transmembrane transporter activity
Source: RefSeq, a predicted model, not a curated record